AGAGACCCAUGGCAAAGGUUGUUUAUUAGUCCUGGAACUGCUCUCUGGAGAGUGGUCAGUAACUGGAAGCUCUCAGAAAACUACAAACGGCUGAAGGCAACUUUCACCGCUUUUCUACAAUGAAACUUCUACAGCUUGCUACACUUUUACUCCUGACUUCAUCAGUACUGUGUGGUGUCAAAGACUUGCACAAACAUUUCAAUAACGGCCCCAGCAGAGCAGAUCCUACGGAGAGAAGUGAGGCAACAGAAAAUACUUUAAAUCUGCAAGAAGACACUGUCACUAAUGAUCUAAUUCCUGAGGGAGAAGAGGAUGAAGACUAUCUGGACUUUGAUAAAAUUUUGGAAGGCGAAUAUGAUAUCGACAUCAUUGAUGCUGCUCCUGAAAUAAAAGAUACAGAAACAGACAAAGGAAACCUUUAUAGGCUAUUCCAUGGGAAAACAAGGGUUCAAAGGCUCAAUAUAAUCAACGCCAAUUUUGGCUUCAACCUUUACCGAACCCUUAAGGACAACACAAAUGCAUCCGAAAACAUUCUCCUCUCACCAGCAGGAAUUUCUACUGCCAUGGCCACGAUAUCACUGGGUACAAGAGAAGAGACUCUAGACCAAAUUCUGUCCACUCUAGGCUUCAAAGACUUCAUCAACGCUAGUUCCAAGUACGAACUUUCCACCCUCCAUAAUGUCUUCCGUAAACUGACUCACAGACUAUUCCGCAGAAACUUUGGCUAUACAUUGAGGUCUGUCAAUGACGUCUACAUCAAGAAGGAUUUCUCUAUUCAAGAAGCCUUCAAGAACCACUUGAAAAACUUUUAUUUUGCGGAGGUUCAGAGUGCCGAUUUUGGGGACAAAGCUUUUCUUACUCAGGCCAACCAGCGUAUCUAUAAGUUAACCAAAGGCCUAGUGAAGGAGGCCCUGGCUAAUGUUGAUCCAUCUCUUCUGAUGCUCCUCGUUAACUGUCUCUACUUUAAAGGAACAUGGGAGAACAAGUUUCCUCUGGAGUUUACACACAACGCGGCUUUCCGUCUGAAUGAGAAGUCAGUGGUGAAGGUACCCAUGAUGAAAACCAAGGGAAACUUUUUGGUUGCAGCUGAUCAUGAGCUGGACUGUGAUGUCCUGCAGCUGCCGUACGUGGGGAAUAUCAGCAUGCUCAUUGUGUUGCCACACAAACUCUCCGGCAUGAAUAGUCUGGAAAAGAAGCUCACCCCACUGGUCGUGGAAAGAUGGCAGCAGAUCAUGACAAACAGAACAAGAGAGGUUUUUCUACCUCGGUUUAAACUGUACAAAAACUACGACUUGAAGGAUGUCCUCAGUACCAUGGGAGUCAAGGACCUGUUCACUAAUGGAGACUUCUCUGGGAUUUCGGAUGAGAAAAUGAACAUUGGACUGUUUCAGCACCAAAGCACAAUCACAGUGAAUGAAGAAGGAACCGAAGCUGCAGCAGUCACCACCGCGUACUUCAUGCCUCUAUCAACACAGACGCGUUUUGUAGCAGACCGGCCCUUCCUCUUCCUCAUCUACGAGCAUCGCACCAACUGCCUGAUUUUUAUGGGAAGAGUUGCCAACCCCACAAAGCUGUAAAUUAUCCAAUUCCAAUUGGAAAGUGAUAACUUGUUUAGCAUUUUUAAUCCAAACACAUUAUGGUAAUGUGCAUACCAGGUAUGAUGCAACAUGAAUCUGUUAAUAUUGUUCUGAGAAAAAACCCACCGGUAAACAGCCAGGGACCACCGCCAACACGGAAGAAAUGCAGUAUAUGGGGUUUAUGUACUAAGUAGGGUGUUGUAGAAGAGCUACGGCAAGAUGAAACAUAUUAACUAUGUGUUAUGAAAAGCCAGGCCUGCCAACUUUCUCCUUCAUCAGUGAUGAGUUGACCCUACACAUUGCUCAUUUAUGGCGGGGAGGAAAAAAACUCAGCAAAUCUUAUUAGUAUGUACUUCCUGCAUACGGAAAACUUACUGAGGCUGGCUAUCCAUAAUGCAUAGAUCUGUCUGUGAGAUUAAAUCUUUCAAUCAUUGCAACUCACAGUUUGGUAAAUAAACCCCCAUCAACCUGUAAUGAAAGGUCCUAAUUAUAUAGCCCAUUCCAAACACCAAUUCAAUCUUCCACAUCAAAAGAACAAACAUUCAGAUUUUUAUUACUCAGGAACAAAAUACAUUUAUCAACCUAC
This is a messenger RNA of Spea bombifrons (plains spadefoot toad), 2163 nucleotides long. It is a transcript of the gene SERPIND1, whose product is annotated as serpin family D member 1. The transcript is spliced from 5 exons. Gene Ontology annotation, biological process: negative regulation of endopeptidase activity; blood coagulation. The coding region runs from base 120 to 1577 and encodes 485 amino acids. Gene Ontology annotation, molecular function: serine-type endopeptidase inhibitor activity. NCBI's taxonomy places the organism in Eukaryota, Metazoa, Chordata, Amphibia, Anura, Pelobatidae. The record is from RefSeq and is a predicted model, not a curated record.